AUGGCAGCCAAAACAGAAGCAGCCGUCUACACCCACGGCCACCACGCCUCAGUCCUCCGCUCUCACAGCACACGGACAGCCCUUAACUCCGCGAGCUUUCUACUCCCACACCUUAAGCCGGAUAUGAAAAUUCUCGACAUCGGUUGUGGGCCCGGCACAAUCACAGUCGACCUAGCAGAAUGUGUCCCACAAGGGCACGUAACAGGCCUCGAGCGUGUAGGCGACGUCCUCUCUGGCGCACAAGCCCUUGCCAACUCACGCGGCGUGAAGAACAUUUCCUUUGUGGUCGGCGAUGGCAACGGUCUGACCUAUGCAGACGAAAGUUUCGAUGUCGUAUUCUGCCACCAGGUUCUGCAACAUGUUGCUGAUCCCAUAGGUAUGCUCAAGGAGAUGAAGCGCGUGACAAAGAAAGGCGGAAUUGUCGCUGCUAGAGAAGCGGAUUAUUCUGUCUUUAUGUGGUUCCCUGAGAUUAAGGGUUUGAGAGACUGGCAGGAUCUUUAUGAUCGGGUUGCGAGGCGGAAUGGGGGUGAGCCUAAUGCGGGACGGUUCUUGCAUUCUUGGGCUAGACAGGCUGGGUUUGAGAAUAUGAAACAUAGUGUUUCUUCUUGGUGUUAUGGGGAGAAGAGUGAGGUUGCUUGGUGGAGUGAGACUUGGCAGGAGAGGGCUUUGAAGUCUUCUUUUGCUACUACGGCGCUUGAGGGGGGCUUGGCUACUGUUGAGGAUUUGGAGAGAAUUUCGAAGUGUUGGAAGGCUUGGGGUGAGGAUGUCGAUGCUUUUAUUUCUAUCCCUAGUGCGGAGAUUGUUUGUUUUAAGCAGUAG
Penicillium longicatenatum is the source of this 819-nucleotide messenger RNA. Its product is annotated as class I SAM-dependent methyltransferase. Gene Ontology annotation, molecular function: sterol 24-C-methyltransferase activity. The transcript has a single exon. The coding region runs from base 1 to 819 and encodes 272 amino acids. Gene Ontology annotation, cellular component: endoplasmic reticulum. Gene Ontology annotation, biological process: sterol biosynthetic process. Lineage: Eukaryota; Fungi; Ascomycota; Eurotiomycetes; Eurotiales; Aspergillaceae. The record is from RefSeq and is a predicted model, not a curated record.